Fusarium sp. VM40 is the source of this 417-nucleotide messenger RNA. The record is from the annotation of a GenBank genome assembly. Lineage: Eukaryota; Fungi; Ascomycota; Sordariomycetes; Hypocreales; Nectriaceae.
AUGGGCCGCACCAAUCUCAAGUCCAAGGUCAUGCACCUCGACAAGAAACAGGUAGAAGACCUCAAGACGUAUCUCGAAAACGCCAAGGGCAGUACAAUCUCCAUCUCGUCAUGGUCCAAGAACUGGGCGUACACCCACGGAGAGACGCGUUCCUCGUCCAACCUCACCUACUACAUCGGCGGCCAACUCAACAGUGAUGGCCACUUUAUCACCCGCCUUUUUGUCUGGACUUUCAAGAGUAGCUACAAGCCCAUCUCCGACAAGGAUGAUGCUAUCAGCACUCAGAAGGAUUGGUGUACGGAGAAGCCUGACAUGUCGGAGGUUCUGAAUGGUUACAAGGAGAUGUAUGAUGUGGAAGUCACUCCCCCUGCGAGCUCUGAGGAUGAGGGCGAGGACGGUGAGGGCGAGGAGGAAUGA